GGAGAUAUGUAUGAGUUCAGUUAGGCGCGCGCUUUUGCAUCGGUCAGUUGUAUACGGUCGCGUUUAUACAAAAUGUUUUGGCGUUUGGAGGGAUUUCCUUCACUCUCGAGUGCGGUCAUAGUCUUGGUCCUUUUCAUAUCCUUGUGUAGUGCGGAACACUGGCCUUACGAUGACUACGAUAUUCAAGGCGGUGAAGUUGAGACUGAAAACGAAGCACCCACGAACAACAAUCGCUUAUACAAUAAUCCAGCUGGCACUGUGAUUCAACAAUUUCCCAGAUCUGGGUUUCAACCAGCGCGUUCAGAUGAGUUGAUUGUGCCAGGUUUUGGCGUAGUUCGCGGAAAAGUUGGCUACAAGAAUAUAAAGGGGAGAUCCAUUAACUCCUAUUUGGGCUUAAAAUAUGGAGUAGUACGUCCUGGUUUGGGCCGUUUUCAACAAGCCACUGUUUAUAAACACUACAAUAAUGAACCAAUUGACGCAACACAAGUGGCACCAAAUUGCCCACAGUUUCCUGAUUUGAAGAUCAUAACAGAUUCGGAAGCACGUCGUGAAAAUGUUGACGAUUGCCUCUCACUAAAUAUUCAUGUACCAACCAAUGUAAUUCGGCCGGAGCAGCGAACUCGAACUCGUCUCUUACCUGUGAUGGUCUAUGUGCACGGGGAAAUGCUAUUCGAUGGCGGCGCUGAAGAAGCCCAACCAGAUUAUUUCAUGGAAAAAGAUGUUGUCUUGAUAUCAAUAAAUUACCGUCUUGCGCCAUUUGGCUUUCUUACAACUCUGACAAAUGAAAUGCCUGGAAAUAUAGCGCUCGCCGACUUACAGUUGGCGCUAGAAUGGAUCCAACAAUACAUACGUGCCUUUGGAGGCGAUCCGCUCCAGGUGACCCUAUUCGGUCAGGCGGGUGGAGCAACUUUAGUACACGCUCUAAGUUUAAAUGACAAGGCGCAAGGUCUGUUUCACAGGUUAAUACUGCAGUCAGGCACUGUCUUGAACCCAUUGUUUUUGGAUCAGGAUGCUUUAUCAACAGCGCGCAGUUUUGCUCGUUUAGCACGUUGUCCACGCACGAGCACCCAAGAAGUACAAAAUCUUCAUAGUUGUUUUGAGCGUUUAAGCACCACUGAAGUUCUGGAAACAAUGAAACGGCAUUAUGAAGAAAACGAACCUCGCGGUUUGCAUUUCAUGGGAGGUUUCAAAUUAACUGUCGGAGACAAUCUUGGUUAUCUGCCGGUACACCCUGCGGCAUUGGUGUCCAAUCGCACAGUUCCUAUGAUAAUCGGGGUGGCGAAAGACGCUGGAUCCUUUAUUUUGACUAGUUUUUUCGAUGAAUUAGCGCGUUUGCGUUCAAAUAACAUAUCCGACUACAUAAAUAUUGUGUUGAGACACACAGCACAGCCGCACGAUUAUUUAGUAUGGAAGAAUUUGGCAAUGCGCGAAAUCUUUAAUGAAGAGGAAUUACGUAAUCCCACUCUACGCGCUUUAGUUCCGGGCUUAUUAGAGCUUACCAAUUUGAUUUUAUACCGUGGUCCAGUGAUCGAUACAAUUCGAACUAGUUACAAGAAACUUCCAACAUAUUUAUAUUCUUUCGAUUAUCGUGGUGAAUAUCAUCGAUUCGGUCAUUUGAAAAACCCACUUCCAUACGAAACUGACGCUACGCUUAGCGAUGAUAACAUUUAUCUUUUCCCAUAUCCGGAGGAAGUGAGCAUUUUAAACGCAAAAGACCGCGCUUUAUCACGCGAACUGGUCACCAUGUGGACCGACUUUGCUACGUAUGGUGUGCCUCAUCCAGUCAAUGGCGUCUGGCCCAAUGUCACGAAUGGAAUAGGUCCAUUUUUGAGAAUUGUCAAUUUUAAAGCUUCAACAUUGGAAUUGGAUUAUCAUUUUGGAGAUGGUAUUCCAGUACCAAAUUUAUAUCCUGAGUACUUUACAAGCACAACAACUACAACUACGACAACCACUACAACCACAACUCAAAGACCAUAUUUAAAUUAUCCCCAAUAUGCGAAUUACUACCCACAAUAUAACUCCAAUUAUAGGCAAAACUAUCAGCAGCCAGACAAUUAUCAUUAUAGGUCACGAACAACAGUCCUAAAUGGAGCGGAUCGUUCACGACCCUCUGGACGUGAAAGCCAAUAUUAUCCUUAACUUUGAAAUGUAAAUUUCAUUAAAAAUUUAAUUCAUUCUAAAUUUAAUAAAAAGAUAAUUGUAACAUAAA
Zeugodacus cucurbitae (melon fly) is the source of this 2209-nucleotide messenger RNA. Its product is annotated as glutactin. The coding region runs from base 73 to 2139 and encodes 688 amino acids. NCBI's taxonomy places the organism in Eukaryota, Metazoa, Arthropoda, Insecta, Diptera, Tephritidae. The transcript has 6 exons. The record is from RefSeq and is a predicted model, not a curated record.